Messenger RNA from Myripristis murdjan (pinecone soldierfish), 554 nucleotides. It is a transcript of the gene thrsp, whose product is annotated as thyroid hormone responsive. Gene Ontology annotation, cellular component: cytosol. The record is from RefSeq and is a predicted model, not a curated record. Bases 49 to 468 code for a protein of 139 amino acids. Lineage: Eukaryota; Metazoa; Chordata; Actinopteri; Holocentriformes; Holocentridae. The transcript has a single exon. Gene Ontology annotation, biological process: regulation of lipid biosynthetic process.
GCCAUCACAGCACAGGACAGAGCAGCCGAGCAAAUCACAGCUGGAACCAUGCAGUCUGCCGAGGCUAAAUUCAACAGGAACAGCCUGCUCUUGGCACUGAGGCGGUACAGCUCGGCUGUCAGGGACAUGGAGCACACCAUCCUGCUCCCGAGCCUGCUGCGUGACGUGCCCACCGACGAGGUUUGGGACUGCGAGGCGAGAGAGGAGUCCAGCAAAGACUUGUAUGAGAGCUACCUGAUGUUUAAGACCAUAAGAACCAUGGUGGAGAGCGGCCUGGUGCCUCUGGACGACCACAAGGCCAAGAGCAACACGACUCUGAGCAAGAACAUGGAGCCUCUGCUGGACGCGGACCCAGAGGCCCUCUUCCACUUCCACCUGAGGGGACUGUUUUCUGUGAUGAGCAACCUCACCAAGAAGACCCAGAGCCUCACUGACAAAUACAUGGACAUCAUCGGCGUGGCAAAGUAGAGCACAAGUCAGACGUGUAGAUUUCAAGCAACAACAAACAACAUCUCGGGUGUUUGAGUACAUACUGUGCAGUAUAUGUAGCAAAC